UCCCUCCUCCGCCGUUGCCUAGCGACAGAGGAAGCUUAGUCCCAGUUUUGCUAAACAGCCUGAUAGCCGACCUUUACAGAUAUUUUUCCUUGUCAAAGUAAUGGAGGUGACGAUGGACCCAUUGUUUCUGGCGUGGAGCUAUUUUAGGAGGCGAAAACUCCAACUGUGUUCGGAUAUUUGCACAAAAAUAUUGCAAGACAACCCGUACGACCAGGCUGCUUGGAGCUUGAAAACUCGUGCUCUUACAGAGAUGGUAUACAUAGAUGAAGUUGAGGUGGACCAAGAGGGGAUUGCCGAAAUGAUGCUGGACGAGAGCUCUAUUGCUCAAGUUGCACGACCCGGAACAUCACUAAGGCUACCUGGAACAAGUCAGGGUGGAGGUCCCACACCGGCUGUCAGGCCUGUGACACAAUCAGGGCGUCCUAUAACAGGAUUUGUGAGACCCAGCACACAGUCAGGGCGUCCUGGGACAAUGGAGCAGGCCAUCAAGACCCCCCGCACUGCGAGCACUGCUCGCCCUGUCACUAGUGCUUCUGGGAGAUUCAUCCGCCUGGGAACAGCCUCAAUGUUAACCAAUCCAGAUGGACCAUUUAUUAACUUGUCCAGACUGAAUUUGACCAAGUAUUCCCAAAAGCCUCAUUUAUCCAGGACACUUUUUGAGUUCAUCUUCCAUCAUGAAAAUGAUGUGAAAAAUGCUUUAGAUUUAGCUGCUCAGGCUACGGAACAUGCUCAGUUCAAAGACUGGUGGUGGAAAGUUCAGCUGGGGAAAUGCUACUACAGACUUGGAUUAUAUCGAGAAGCAGAAAAACAGUUCAGAUCCGCCCUAAACCACCAAGAGAUGGUGGAUACUUAUCUCUACCUUGCAAAGGUGUAUCAGCGACUGGAUCAGCCAAUUACAGCACUGAACCUUUUCAAGCAAGGUUUAGACCAUUUUCCUGGUGAGGUUACUCUUCUAACGGGAAUCGCUCGCAUUCAUGAGGAGAUGAACAACAUGUCAUCAGCCACAGAGUACUACAAAGAUGUCCUGAAGCAGGACAACACUCACGUGGAGGCCAUAGCCUGCAUAGGCAGCAAUCACUUCUACACUGAUCAGCCCGAGAUCGCCCUGCGCUUCUACAGACGGCUACUCCAGAUGGGCGUGUAUAACUGCCAGCUGUACAACAACCUGGGCCUGUGUUGCUUCUACGCCCAGCAGUACGACAUGACUCUGUCUUCAUUUGAGAGGGCUCUGGCCCUGGUGGCCAAUGACGAAGAGCAGGCUGACGUGUGGUACAACAUAGGACACGUGGCUGUUGGCAUAGGGGACUUGACACUGGCCUACCAGUGUUUCAAACUGGCUUUGGCUUUAAAUAACGACCAUGCUGAGGCCUACAACAACCUGGCUGUGCUAGAGCUGCGUAAAGGUCGUGUCGAACAGUCUAAAGCCUUCCUGCAGACCGCUGAAUCGCUGGCCCCUCACAUGUAUGAGCCACACUUCAAUCUGUCCAUUCUCUCCGAAAAGAUCGGAGACCUUCAGAGCAGCUACACUGCGGCCCAAAAGUCUGAGGAUUCCUUCCCCGAGCACGUUGACACUCAGCAGCUUCUUAAGCAGCUUCGGCAGCACUUUGCUGUGCUGUGAGCAUCCAGCCAGCAUGCUUAAGAAGGAAGGUGUGGUUUAUGUGUGGUUCUGGUAAUUUAGUGUACAGAUUUGUAUAGCAGAAAUAUGUACAUUGUGACAGUAAAUAUUUUAUUUAAUGGAGUCAAAUAUUUAGCUUACAUUUUAGGGUUCAUUUCAUAAAUCAGAUGUAGUUUUUGUAUUUGAAACUUCCUUGCCGUUUUGAAGUUCCAACAAAUCCUGACGUGACAAUAAAAUAAACAAUUCAGAAGCUGUGUAAAA
Scatophagus argus is the source of this 1876-nucleotide messenger RNA. RefSeq names its product tetratricopeptide repeat domain 8 (gene ttc8). Bases 101 to 1618 code for a protein of 505 amino acids. NCBI's taxonomy places the organism in Eukaryota, Metazoa, Chordata, Actinopteri, Scatophagidae. The record is from RefSeq and is a predicted model, not a curated record. Gene Ontology annotation, biological process: non-motile cilium assembly. Gene Ontology annotation, molecular function: protein binding. Gene Ontology annotation, cellular component: BBSome; non-motile cilium; ciliary basal body. The transcript has 14 exons.